Messenger RNA from Paramuricea clavata, 1247 nucleotides. NCBI's taxonomy places the organism in Eukaryota, Metazoa, Cnidaria, Anthozoa, Malacalcyonacea, Plexauridae. The record is from the annotation of a GenBank genome assembly.
AUGUCGAGGUAUGACCGCUAUUGUGAAAAUUUAUUUCAUCAGUUAAAGAGUCAUGAUCGCAACUCUAUCGAUAUCUAUCAUGCGGGUUAUGUUUUUAAUAAUGUUUGCGCGUAUGUUAGUCGCAGUAUUGAUGGGGGUCGAUGUUAUAUGAGGGUCGUAUACCUAAAUCACCGUUGUCUUAUAAGAGAAUCAUUAUUGGAUUUAAGUUACAAUUAUCAGGACAGAUCCGGCCAUUAUGAAAUACAGUUUUGUUUUCCUGACUUCUACGGUGGCUUAUGUGGUAUUUUUCAUGAAGAAUGUUACGAAGCUGUGAGGCAGUUGAAUAGGGAAGCGGCUAUGUGUAGUAUUGAACAAAUUGCUGUAAACAUUGCAGAACGUUGUCCUGGUGUAAUAGUUAGUCAAGAUUUAAUAAAACGACAAGUGGAAUAUUAUAAGAGCGGGGGUUUAGUUCUUUUAGAAUUGGAUCAUAGGGGUAGAGCUGUGUUACAAUAUUAGCAUUUUUUUUUUUUUAUCGUUGUAGUGCGGAUGAAAUAAACGAUGCUAUUGUUGUACAGUUACCCUGUGAUACAGUUCUUGAUGACGAACCGCUGUCGGUAUUACAGACUAUAGCUAGCGAUUAUAAGUUUUUUGAUUUUUAUCUACGCGUGGGUCGAGAACAAGGAAUACAGUUAGCAGGUGGUCGGUUAUGGCCGACAAUAAUUGUAGACGGUGUUAUGCGAACCAUACCCAGUUUUUACAUUUAUCUUAUAGCUGUGACAAAGUGUGAUAACGGCGAUCGGUAUAUUACUAUUGGUGUCGUACACUGGUUGUUUGGGAUCUAUGCCAAAUUGGAUAUCGAUUAUCGUAUUUAUCCCGAAACGUUUAAAGCCAAACGCUUAUCUGUUACACCGAUAUAUUUACCCACGGUGACAUUUAAUAGUACAGAAUUUAAUAUCGAUUAUGGGAAUGAUCGUGAUUAUGAUGAUGAAGGAAGAAGAUCGUUGACAAUUAACGAAGCACGAGAUUAUGUUAGCGGAACAGUAGAUACUUUAAUCACAUACAUUAAUGAAAAUUAUCAGACAGAUUGUCUCUCUUUGGCUACAGAUUUUGAAAAGGAGCACGGGAUAGCUGUGUCAAAACGUUUGGCGCAAAUUUUGAUUUAUCAUCAAAAAUUGGUCCACAUAGUACAGGAUUGGGUAAUUAAAAAUUGUGGCUGUACGCGAAACGAUCAGAUUUGUCAUUGCGUCUGUAUACUCGUCGUGAUGUAA